UUACAAAUUCUAUACCACGGACAAUUAUCGUGUCGUCCAAACCCUAACGUGCAGAGAGAAAAUUAAAGCAAAGGAACGAUGGUUGGGCAUAUGUCGAUGGAGGUGGCGAAGACGGUGUUGGAGGUUGCUGACGUGGCGUGGACCGCCGUUGAAUGCUGCCACCACCAUCAUCACGAGACGCCGCCGGCGCCGGAAGUGAAGGAAAGAGGAGAUUUGGAUAUUGAGGCCCUACGGUCCGAAAAUGAACGGCUUCGCCAAUUGCUCCAGAAUAAUCUGAAUCUCCUCCAACAGAUAUCCAGUUCACCUACCUUAUUGCAUGAUUGUCCAUCUGAUCUUCACGAUCGGCUUUUGGAUGCUGUUAGUUCUGAAAGCUUUUUGAAUGAACUUGCAUCCCUCCGUCAAAAAUCUACCUGCUCAUUCCCUUUUGAUGACCCAUCAGGUGAAGAUCUGGAGAAAGCAGAAGUUUUGAUAAAUGUUGAUCAUGAGGAGCCAAGUUGGUGGGUCUGGGUUUCAGAGGAAAUGGUCCCUAAUAAUGUUGAAGAGAAGAGUCGAAUUGACAAUGAAAAUUAUGUAAUUGUAAGUGCUGAGCAUGUGGUGGAUGGAGUUGCUACCUUUAUGGCUAGAUGCAUUGUGGCAAACCCAAAAGCUCUGAAUUUGACUUCUAUGCAGCUACAGAAAGCCUUGAUGAAAGAAAUGAGAGGCAUGAAUAAAGUAGAGAAAAUGCUAAACAUUUGGCAUGCUGGGAGGAUGCUUUGCACUCUAGCUACAUGGGGUCUUGCUCUAGCAAGUUUGUACCAAGGUCGUGCUAUUCUGAAACUUGCUACACUCGGGGUUCAUCACUCGACCAAACUGGCUCUAAAGGCCCUAUAAGAUAGGGUUUUGUUCUCGUGUGUAAAUUCUAAUAAUUACAACUUGAUAUUAAUGUUGGAAAGAUCCAUGAAAAAUGUUUGGUUCUGUUACUGAGUGUCAAAUGUACAUAAAUGUAAAUUGAGUUGAAUAUUGAGAUUCUGUAAUAUAGUGUCGACUGUUGUGAUUGAAAAUUCAGACUGCAAUAGCAGCGAUUUGGUGGCGA
Molecule: messenger RNA, 1072 nt
Organism: Sesamum indicum (sesame)
Lineage: Eukaryota; Viridiplantae; Streptophyta; Magnoliopsida; Lamiales; Pedaliaceae
Product: elongation factor
Source: RefSeq, a predicted model, not a curated record